UUUGAGGGAAAGAUGAUUCUUCCUUUACAAACUGUAAAUGGUGGUAUCUUUUGGUCUGUCUCAUCAUCAGCUGCUGCAGUUCCCUUAUCACCUUUAGCAUCAAACUCCUCCAUUUUGCUGCCUUUCCUAUCAAAAGUUGCCGCCGCCCUCCCUACUUCAACACUACAUGCUCGUUCAUCCUGUCUGCAAGCCGCUGUUGGUUCUCGUGAAUUGCAGUCUCAGGAUGAUGAUGUGGUCAAGAUACCCAGUACUUACAAGGAGGGACCAAUUCCCUUCACUAAUACAGAAUUUGAUCGAGAUUUUCCCCUCGAAGAAUUGAAGGGGAAUGCCGAAAGUAGAGGAGGAGGAAUUUCAGGAAUUCAAGUUCCUCGACCGAGAUAUAUCUCCAUUUCCAAGUCAAGACUUUUAGAUGCUAUCAUAUCCGAGCUAUUUGAGUCACAACUUGAGGCCGACCAGUUUGUUCAUCUAUCCAAACGCUUGGAUUCUGUCAUCCUUGCUGAACACAAACCCAUCUUAGAGGACAUGCGAGUCGACUAUGAUCUUACAAAUUCUAUGGAGAGCCAGGAAUCUGUUAAUCUACAGAGCACAUUUGAUUUGAGAAGAAAGAAAGCCUACACUCUUGGAAACCAAAAAGAAUUCGAGCUGGAUAGGAUCAAAGAAAGCAAAAUGGAUCCUCUGUUGGGUUCUUUUUCUGAUGCAGAUAGAACAAUUCCUCUUGAAAGAUUUGCUGUGCACACCCGUUUUCAGCGUGCUUUCGUGCAACUGCUUUCUAAUGCUGAAUUUGAAGAAUUAUCGGUCAGGGAUUUGUUGUUGACUACUUCAUUGAACACUGAUUACCUUCUUACUUUGCCAAUCUAUGUGGACUGGAAGAAGGCCGCUCAAUCAAAUGCGAUAAUAUACAGGCGAGGUUAUGCAACUGAGAGGCAAGAAGGUUUGCUAACUGGUGAAAAACUUGAUUACUUGCAGUCAAUGCUGUUACAGAGAAUUUUAUUUCUCAUAUCUAGACCACUGAAGAAAUUUGGUAUCUGCGUGUCUGAGGCUCUUAAAAGCAACAAACAAAUACAAGGUGAUGGAAUCUGGGCAGAGAAUUGGAAAAUCUGGUUAAAGAAAUUGUCCUUCCUGCAACAGUCAUAUUCCAAUAGCUUGUUCGAAUCCGAUAGUGAUCAAUCAGAAGCUGACCAAGUUGCAUCAUCAUCUAGUUAUCUUCCUCUUUGGUUAGCAGCUCAAAGAGCAGUAACUCGCUACGAAGGAAUUCUGUCAACAGUCGGCCCCCGUGGCAGGCUCUUGAAGAGGUUGCUUACAUGGAUUGGAAUUGCACCAUCAUCCGCGGAACAAGUCUUUGAUCCAGUGAUGGGAUCUGUUGAUGGUGACUCUCAAUCUUAUUCAAGUUUAUCAAGGCCAAUUUUCUUGUCAAGGAUAUCACUCAGUGAUAUAUGGCGACCUGCUUCUCUAAAAAGUUGUGGAGAUAAUUUCUGGAAAAUGUUGAAAACAUCGAUUACCAUUCUUGUCUCGAGAUCAACUCUCCAGGAGCCAGCAUUUAAAGAGUUAAUUCUGUUCUAUACAAAAAACACUGAUGGAGCAGAUGCUGACUUUCAAUCGGAGGUUCCUCCCUUGGAGUUGAAGAUUUAUGAGAAAAUUCCAAUACCAGAUUUACCAGUUAUUUUCCCUCACAAGAAGCUUUCUUUUCGGAUUCUUGACACGGUACGCUUGGAUGUGGCUACUAUUUUGGGACUUUUAGCAUACUUCAUAAACUAUAAGUUCGAGGAUAUUUUGUCUUCUCCAUCGGCGGUGCUUUUAGAUGUGAUUGCAGUUAGUGCACUUGCGAUUUAUAUGUUCCGGGUGGUAUUGGGUUACAAACAAACAUGGGACAGAUACCAACUUCUUGUUAAUAAGACACUUAAUGAGAAAACUGUCGCGAGUGGCUUUGGUUCUGUUCACUUCCUUUUGGAUGCAUCUCAGCAACAGCAAUACAAGGAAGCAAUUCUGGCAUAUGCAAUCCUAUUGAAAGUAGAGAAAUGUCAGAUGGCUUCUGCAAGGAGUGUCGGAGAAGAGUGUGAGAAAUUUAUCUACGAGGUUUUCAAGGAAAAGAUUGAGAUGCCAAUUGAAAAGGCAAAGGAGACAUUGGUUAGGCUAGGACUUGUGACAGCAACACCUAUUACUGCUAUUAGAGGAGAAGAAUAUGAAGUGUUAGAGGCAGUUCCCUGCUCUAAGGCUGCUCAGAUUCUUGGACAAAAAUGGAAUUGCCUGCUUUCUUGA
Molecule: messenger RNA, 2256 nt
Organism: Oldenlandia corymbosa var. corymbosa
Lineage: Eukaryota; Viridiplantae; Streptophyta; Magnoliopsida; Gentianales; Rubiaceae
Source: the annotation of a GenBank genome assembly